Molecule: messenger RNA, 981 nt
Organism: Ipomoea triloba (trilobed morning glory)
Lineage: Eukaryota; Viridiplantae; Streptophyta; Magnoliopsida; Solanales; Convolvulaceae
Exons: 3
Coding region: 1-981 (326 amino acids)
Source: RefSeq, a predicted model, not a curated record
AUGGACAAAUUCAUUUUCGCAGAAAUACCUGACAAAGAGGUUGACAUUGAUUACUACAAAGCUGUGGAAGAAUUUAUGAUUCACGGGCCAUGUGGAAUUGAAAGACCCAAAUCUCCAUGCAUGGUGAACAAGAGGUGUUCAAAACACUUCCUGAAGAAAUUUGUAGAUGUAUCCACUUGGGAUGAUGAUGGGUAUCCAAUAUACAAGCGUCGUGACAAUGGUAAAACUGUGGAGAAGAAUGGUGUGCAAUUGGAUAGCAGAUACGUGGUACCAUAUAAUAGAUACUUGCUUCUCAAGUAUAAGGCCCACAUCAAUGUGGAAUGGUGUAACCAAUAUAGGUCAAUCAAAUAUUUGUUUAAGUAUGUGAACAAAGGUAAUGACAUGGUCACUGCAGAAUUCUACAAAAGCACGACUGAUGAGCGGUCAAAUGAGGUUGUAGAUGAAAUCAACAUGUAUUAUUACUGCAGGUAUGUUUCAGCAUAUUUCCAGUAUGUUGUGUUUGAGGAUGAUGACUGUAUAGAAAAUGUUCUAAAUCGAUCAACGGUAAAUCAGAGCAUGUUCACUGCAUGGUUUGAUUCGAACAAGAAAUAUGAUUUCGCUAAAGAGUUGCCUUAUAUUGACAUGCCGACCAAGUUUGUGUGGAAGAAGGAUAUUAGAGAGUGGCAUCCAAGGCAAAGGGGGUUCGCAAUUGGACAAAUUUUUUACGUACCUCCGGGAAGUGGUGAAAUAUAUUACUUGAGAUGUCUACUAAAUGUAGUUCGAGGUCCUACUAAUUUUGAAGACAUCAAGUCAUAUAAGGGUGUCAUAUAUCCCACUUUUCGAGAUGCCUGCUAUGCAAGAGGGUUGUUAGAUGAUGACAAAGAAUACAUUGACGCAAUUAAUGAAGCCAGUCAUUGGUCUACUGCGCAAUCAAUGUGGAAAUUGUAUGGAGUAGUUCUGCACGAGAGAGCGCUAGCUGUAGAUCUACUUCUCCCUUUAUGA